This is a messenger RNA of Penaeus chinensis, 8143 nucleotides long. Its product is annotated as tensin-like. Gene Ontology annotation, molecular function: protein binding. The record is from RefSeq and is a predicted model, not a curated record. NCBI's taxonomy places the organism in Eukaryota, Metazoa, Arthropoda, Malacostraca, Decapoda, Penaeidae.
AGUGGCCCAGUGAGGAUGAAGUUACCUAAGUUCUUCGAGAAUAACACCUUCACCCGCCGGAGGCUGUCUUCGGUUCCCUCGGCGUCUGAGGGAGGAGGAGAACUGAGGCGCGGCGGGUCCGAGAGGAGAAGAGCAAGCGGCGCCGAAGGAGGCCGGGCGAGCCAUAGGAACAGUUCGGAUUUUCCGGACCGAAGGAGCGAACGUCCGGGGAGCGGGGAAAUAGCUCGAAGUGCCAGCCUGAAGGUCAGGAGUUCGACGCCGAGUCUUCGGCCGGACCGCUCCAUCUCCCUCCUGUCGAGGGUCUACAGUUCCAGUUCCUCCGACCGGAACAGAGAGGCCGAAGAACACGGAGGUGCGACAGCUGUUUCAGGUGAGAAAAAAGACUCGAAACAUUUUUCCGGAUUCAGCCGGCGGUUCACCAUCCGGCCGUCGUCGUCCAAGAAAAAGGCACAGCCGUUCAGUCGCAGCAACACUCUGCCUACUAGAUACAGGCCUCCGGACCGGCAGCAGCCCUCCUUCGUGCAACAAGAUGAGAACCUCCAGGAGCUCCAUGGAAGUCUUACAACGAGCCCCACUAUGCAUAUCACCGGGCCCGCCAGAGGGGAUGGACGCGGCAUGAUUUGCCGCCUUGCGUCCACUGAUGUCCGUCACCCAACGCCGGGAGUGCACGAGCCUUACAAACCUUGCACUGCUGACAAAGUCACAGACGUCAGGCAGAUAUGUACAUCAGGGAGUGCACCGCAUGUUGCAGCUGAGGAUAAGAACCCUUUCGGAGCUGGUAGAGUGUCACCUGUGUCGAGCCUUCGCCAGGAAGGCCCAGAACACAUCUCACAUUAUCUUAGUGCUUCGGAGGUUGCUGCAUCAGAGGUCACGUCUUGCGAUCUGCCCUUCGUUGACCUAGCUUCCAGUGAUGCCACACCCACAAUAAGUCCAUACAGCAGUAUCACCUCAAGUCUUGCCCCCAGCGUGUCUCACGCUCUGAGGCACGCCCGCACACGUUACGGGACACCAACAAGUGCCGGAGGAGGCGCUGGCACACUGCCCUUUCCUGUAGGACCUGGCAUCGGCGGCAGAGAGGGUCAUGCCGGCACCCAAAAUCUCCACUCCCUGUUCCACGUCCUGGCUUCCUUUCGAGAUCCUAACUCUUCGCAGGACAUGCAGGAGACCUACGAAAACGUUGCCUCCAACGCAGCCUCAAACCCCGGCCACGGCCACAUGGCCCGCGCGCCCCCCUCCUCAGAUGAGUCUCAGAUGAGCCCCUCGAGUGUCACCUCGUGCUCCUCGGGCACCGCCAGCCAGAGCCUGAGUUCAGGGAGCAUGAAGCAGGACGACGCGACGCAGAAGGGGCACGUUUGCCCGAAGUGCCAAGUCAACUUCCUCACGAGCCGCCAGUUGCUGGAACACUGGUCGGUCUUCCACACUCACGACGAACUCCAGAUGACCCUGCAUCCCCUCCUUAGCUCCUUCGAGGAUAAGGAGCCCGAGGUUAGGAGGAGCAGGAGGAGUAAGGAGAAAGGACACCGCCUAAACGUUCAGGAGGUCCAAGGAAGUGACGAAGUGGAGAGCGAGGGAACUGUCAUCCACGACAGAGACGACGAAGGCUCGGCUUGGUGUCAGCCAACUACCCUCGAAGCCCAGCGCCAUGUAUUCAAAGCGAAAAAGGUUAAAAAAUCCCGGCCCUGCCAUGUCUGCCACCAGCCGAUUGUCAAGCUCGGCUCCUGUUGCAGAGUUUGCAAAUACCUGGUGCAUAAGGCCUGCGAACCUAAGGAGGCGGCGAGUGAGACCCCGCGGUCCUUUACCGACCCCGCCCGCCAGAUCUUUUACGAGCUCCGGGCAACAACCGCAAGACCCGGACCCAGGGGUCCCUCUUCUCUCCAGGGCUCUCCUCUCUCUCCCCGACGUCGCUCUCCCGGGGGCACCGCCCCUCCUUCCCUCCAGCCCAGUCCCACCCUCACCCGUCACGCCGGAGGGCCACCUCCUCGGGAAGACCCCGGCGAGGCGACUGGAGUGGCCAGUCCCGCGAGGACGGGCAGCCCCGGCCAGCUGAGGCGCGGAGGGUGUGUUGGCCCCACACCUUCCCAGGGGGGAUCCCCUCGGGUCUCCCAGCGGGAGUCAUCGCCGGCUGCCGGGGUAGGAUCCCUAGGCACGGGCGAGGGGAGCAAAGCAAGUGCCCCUUGGGAGAGCGAAGGGGUUGGCCUCGCACGGAUACAUCAUGCUCCGAAUAACAAUGAUGCCACAGCCACCCAGAAGCACCCUACGAUAAGCAGCAGAAACACCCAGUCCGCCGCCCGCCUGAACCGCGUGAUGGCCGGGGCGGGCGGGGCCACCGGGGGCGGCUUGGCGGGGGAGGCGCCAGGACCCGGGGGGGAGCGCCCCGGCCCCCCUGGAGGAGGACCCAAGAUGGACGUGGUUUACGUGACGGAGCGAAUCAUCUCCUUGGCCUUCCCGCCGGCGCUGGACGAUGCCACCUACACCUUACACCUGCGGGAGGUGGCUCAUAUGUUGUCCUCGAAGCACGGGGAUAAUUUCAAGGUAUUCAAUUUAUCACAACAUGGUGAAAUAAGUCACUUCCUACCUCGUGUGAUGGAGCUAGGAUGGGCGGACCAGCUGGCACCAGCUUUGGAGAGGCUGUGCUCCAUCUGCAAGGCGCUUGACUCCUGGAUCACGCAACACCCUCAACAUGUGGCUGUUCUGCAUGCCAGAGGGGGCUAUGAAAAGCUGGGUGUGGUGGUUGCAGCCUACAUGCACUACAGCAACAUCUGCGCCUCAACAGACCAAGCCCUCGACAGAUAUGCCAUGAAACGUUUCUUUGAUGAUAAGAUCGGCCAACUCUACCAUCCUUCACAAAAAAGAUAUGUCCAGUAUUUUGCUGGAUUAUUGUCUGGGGUCAUACGCAUCAACUCUAGUCCACUGUAUCUCCACACUCUCACCUUGUAUGGCAUACCUCACUUUGAACCCAGGGGAGGCUGUCAUCUGUUCAUCAAGAUCUACCAAGGAAUGACACCAAUAUACACAUCAGGGAUAUAUAAUCUUACUGAGCAAAUGAGGCAAGUCACGAUAGCUUUUGAAACGGGGGUACAACUACGAGGAGACAUCCUGUUAAAAGCAUAUCACAGAAGACUUGUACCAGCCUCCAGAGAAGUGAUUUUCCGGAUGCAGUUCCAUACGUGUGCUGUGUCUGAAAAAGUUCUCUCCUUUACAAGACAUGACCUAGAUGAUGCAUGCAAUGACAUGCGAUUCCCUCUUGACGGUGGUGUCGAGCUCUACUUCACACACUCUCAAGAUGAGCGGCCAAGAACAGUCUCCAAUGUCUCCUGUGACAAAUCACCCUGCGCGAUUGCAUCUUGGAAUUCCUAUGAGAACGUCAGUUUCACAUAUGAGCAAAUUGAAGAACAAGGUGUGACAGGUGUGGGCGGAGUGAGCCACACGCUAGGGCCGCUGGACGGAUCCCUGUACGCGACAGUCACCAAGAAGCGCCCGCAGCCGCCUGCGUCGCCUCACUCGCCUGUGUCGCCGCACGCGCCCUCCGCCACCCACACGCCCUCGCCGCACGGCCUGGUCAACGGUCGCUACGCCGCGUCCAUAGACUCGGGCAUCGCGUCCAGCAACUCGGCGGCGGCGGCUCCCGUGUCCCCGCCCACCUCGGACACUUCGCGGACGUCUGGAGAGUCCCGCGGCACGGCGGCGGCAGCGGUGACGGCGGGGAGGGUGGGUGCCGGGGUGGCGCCGCCCCCGGUAGAUGCCCGCCAACUGGAUGAGCUGCUCCAGGGCAUGCUCCUGGACAUCCAGAGCAUCCCCGACCUCCGGCCCUCGCAGACACCUGCCCCGGACAUAGACUCCAUCCGGUGCCCCGACUUCAGCAUGGCGCCCAAGACGGAGUCUCGGCCGAGCAUGACGGCGCGCUCCUCGGGGGACACCAGCAGCGUCCCGCCGCCGCCGCUCAGCCCCGUCAACGGCUUCAGCGGCUCGACCACGCACGACUCGCUGCUGGACUCGUCGCUCAGCACGACGGCGGACGAGAUGCCCUACCACGCCCGCACCGACAGUAAACCCUUCAGCUACGGCGCCGUCACGUCGUCGCCGCUGCUGGGCAGACGUCGCACUGCGUCAGAAGGGGGCGAAGGGGGCGCGCAGCCUCCACCCUCGCCCUCGAUCCACCGACGCAAUUCGCGGGAGACACUGGGGCAGGCGCGGGCGGGGCUGGAGUCGCCCAGGCUGGUGAGGCGCAUGUCUGGCAGCGUCGGUGGCACGCCUGGAGACGUAGGAGGCGGGUCGCGGCGCUCCCCCUCCCCGUCGCCUUCCCCCGAGCCAGGGAGUCGAGGUGGCACCCUGGGGCGCCAGCGUUCGCAUACCCUCACCACGCGCAUCAUGUCGGGCUCAGAAACCACGCCGAACUCCACCCUCAACAGGUCGGAGCACACGAGGUCGGCCUCGCGUCUGGACGACACCCUCGACCUGUCCUCCGAAUUCCACACUCGCUCCCUGAGCAGCACCGGCAGCAACAAUUUGUCAUGGCUACAGAUGCAACAGCUGAAAUUGGCAGAGAGACGCGAGGCCAAGCUGCGAGCUGAGAGAGCACCUCACGAAGCCCGCAUGCUUUCCGAACUCCGUACUCGUAUGGGCCAGCAGCAGCGGAUAAGCACGACAACUUCAAGAGACUUUGAAGAUGGCUAUGUGAGUGACACAACACUUCUUUCGGAGACUUCAAGAGAAUCCUCCCCAGUGAAGACAUUGGCUCCUCUGACCAUUAACACAGGAGGGCCGCCAACUACCCCCCAGAAGCCCCCCAUUGGCCAUUCGACCCCUGCUAGGGGCAAUUCAGCUCCUUCAUCUCCGAUUCUGCCAACCAGGUCAGCCUCACGGGAACGCACAGUCAGAUAUAAUCAGCAGCAGAGUAGCCAGCGAAGCCUUCCGAGAAAGCACUCCGACUCUUCACAUGAUAGAGAACGACCUUUUGUUGCUGUCAAAAGAGCACACGAAAAUGCCAAACCAGGCGAACCUGGGGAUGCUUCAUCAGCUCUAAAUCAACUUCAAACUUCACCUCACGGCCAUAUCCAGUAUUCAUCAUAUUCAUCCACUACCCCAAUUGAUGGUGGUCUUUUGACCACUGUUGCUUCAUCAUCAAAUCAGGAGGGACUCGACUCUCUAGAUGCCCUGAGUGCUACACUAGCCAGUUUGGGCUCUCCUACUCACCCUCCCACCUCUACCUCACCGCCCAACCCUAUAAGCAGCACCACCACUGUCAUCACCACCUCUGCUGUCACCACUACUGCUGAGUCACGAGAAGUUCUAACGGCUCAAACAUCUCAGAGCCGAGAUGACAGUGCCUGGCAGAGUGACACAGAGAGCAGUUACGGUGGAAAUCGUCCCAUCACGCCAGGAUUCCCCCCAGCCACCCCCACAACACCAUACUUGAACCAGGGUUUGCCUCCCAAAAGCCCAACCAUGCAACGAAGAGCACAUCUUGGCCUGUCCUCUCUUUCGUCCCGACCGAUCGUCAAAAAGUCUGCAUCGCUUCCCAGCAAAGAAAUGGGAGUAAGAAGCCCAUCACCUGCCACAUCUCAAACGCUGCGGCAGGAGUUAAAUGGGCAUUCCAGUCCAGCUCCUUCCCUCUACCACAGUCAGUCUCGUCGCUCAUCACUCACUUCAUUGAAUGAGUCAUCAGAGGUCAUUUCAUCGCAUCCCAAGUUUGUUAAAGACAUCUCAAAAUUCUGGUAUAAACCUACUAUAACAAGAGAUGAAGCAAUCACUAUGCUCAAGGACAAAGCUCCAGGAACGUUUGUUGUCCGAGAUUCCAACUCAUUCCCAGGAGCUUUUGGUUUGGCCUUAAAAGUUUCUACUCCACCUCCAAAUGUCACAAGUAAAUCUAGUGACCCAGCUAGUGAAUUAGUAAGACAUUUCCUUAUUGAGCCAACUUCAAGAGGAGUCCGACUCAAAGGCUGCGCCAACGAACCAGUUUUUGGUUCUCUCUCUGCAUUGGUGUAUCAACAUUCGAUUACGGCUCUGGCUCUGCCGUGUCGCUUGGUGCUACCUGAGCGUGACCCAGCAGGUGCUCCUGAUUCUGUGGAUAGCAGUGUCAGUACAAGUGGAAGCUCCAGCUCCACUUCACAACUCUUGCAACAAGGAGCAGCAUGCAAUGUGAUGUAUCUCCAUACUGCAGACACGGAAAGCCUGACUGGCCCACAAGCAGUAAAGCGUGCAGUCAGUCUGAUGCUUGCAGCCAAGAUAACUCCAACUGUUGUGCACUUCAAGGUUUCUGCACAAGGCAUCACACUGACAGACAAUGAAAGAAAACUGUUCUUCCGCCGUCACUACCCAGUGAACACCAUUUCCCACUGUGGUCUAGAUCCUGAUGAUCGACGAUGGGCGCAGAAGAAUGAAGAAGGAGUUCCAGUUGGCUCACACCGAGUGUUUGGCUUUGUAGCUAAGAAGGGAGCCAGUAGAACAGAAAACCAGUGCCACAUCUUGGCAGAACUUGAACCUGAACAGCCUGCAACAGCAAUCUGCAACUUUGUAACAAAAGUAAUGAUGACAAGUGUAAGCAGACCGAAUCUUGUGUAAAUCAACUGAACAAGUGAACAUUAGCAGCAGUUCAUCUAGUGUGAAUAUUCUGAACAAUCUCACAUAGCUCUUAAUGACUUUACUGAUAACAGAGAGGCUUAAUAGGGGUAAAUUAGGUAACAAAAUAGGUUGUUUUAUAUACAAAGUGAAGUUAGGGAACUUUUAUAGUAAUGCAGAUAUAAAAGUGUAGGGCUCAUUGAUAGGCAAUUCUACAUAAAGACUGAUGUAUAGUUUUUAAGAACAUGCUCCAUGAUGACCUCUAAAAUAUGAUGAUAGUAGAAAUCAUGUAUUUGACAAAGUAGAACAUUCUUUAUGGGAGAAAUCAGGGAUUGUUAUCAUAAUUUAUACUAGUGGGUAAUGAUGGACUUUCUGGAGGAUUUCUAGACUAAAAAGAAAUGUCAUGACAUGAGGUCUAGCAGUUGUGAUAUACAUUUAUGCAAGUUUUCAUCGGAAAUAAAUAAAUAAAUAAACAUUUUGCAUUGCGUAGCCUCGUUAAGUGGGAAACCAGUUAUGAAAUGAGUCAAGGUUUUUCCGUAAAACCUCAUUUUACUUAUUAGAAGCAUGAAAGACAUUAAACUGGGAUCAUUUUAAAAAAUGAUCAGAGCAUGUGAAGCAUAUUAGGAAAAUGUUUUCUCAGCAAUGUUGUUUUAUUCAGCACCAUGUAUCAUGUACUCAUUUUACACAAUCCAUGUGUUCUGCAAUCAAAUCAGAAAAAUGUUGUCCCAUUGUUUUUUAUUUAAUUUUUAUUUUUUGCUUUCCAUGUGUGUUGCAUAGGUUACCUAACCUAGAAUAUAAAUAUACUUUAAUAAUUACUCUAGGCAGAUUUUAAUAUAUGAGCUGAUUCCCUAUUUCAUUAAUGUUUGAAAUAUAUUUCUUAUCUAGGAUAUGCAUUAAUGACUGUUAAGUCUUGCUUAUAUUAUGCACUUCUGAAUCAAUAUGCAAAUGAUUGAAGCUCCAAAAACACUUGAAUAUUAGUUUAAUUAACACAUUUACAAAUAUAUGUAUUAUUUGUAUUUAAUGUAAAUCUGCAUUUAUAGUGUGCGUAAAUCUAAGAUUACUUACCCCAGUGAAAUUUGACUGUAAAUUUUGUAUUUAGUGACUCUUAAUAUAGUUUAUCCUUUGUAUUGGCAGUCUCAAGUAACUGAAAACACAUGACUGUGUCAGUCAAUGUUCUAAUGUUAUGUACAUAAUGUCCAUAUGUUUGAAUGAUAGUUAUAAAAAAAAAAACUUUUAUCAAUUUUAAAUAUUGUAAAUCAUACUUCCAUAUUGUAACUUCCACUUGAUGGGUAAUAAAUAUCCAAGCUGCACAAUACACAGUAAAGUCAAGAUUUGUAAAGCUAGACCAGGUUCACUAUCAAGGAGUGUAUGAAUACCAAAUUGUUGUGGUACAUUUACACUUCUAUUUAUUAAGUAAUUACUAGUCCUAAUUAGACAUUUGUAUUUGCCAGAUGAGGUAGAGCAGGUAAGAGGCCUGGCUGCACUAAUAAGGAAGCAGGUAGUUCCUUUAACACUUAUAAGGUGCUUCUUAACUCAUGUAAAUGACCUCUUCAAGCUUCUUCCAAAAAUAAAGAACUGUUUCAAA